This is a messenger RNA of Carcharodon carcharias (great white shark), 555 nucleotides long. Its product is annotated as ribonuclease H-like. Bases 1 to 555 code for a protein of 184 amino acids. The transcript has a single exon. The record is from RefSeq and is a predicted model, not a curated record. Gene Ontology annotation, molecular function: nucleic acid binding; RNA-DNA hybrid ribonuclease activity. NCBI's taxonomy places the organism in Eukaryota, Metazoa, Chordata, Chondrichthyes, Lamniformes, Lamnidae.
AUGAGCCUGGGGCCUCUGAGAGAAAAUGAAUUAAAAGACAUAGACACGUCCCUGUUCGUAGGUAGUUCCCGCAAAUACAUGGAUGGGAUCCUCGGUACUGGAUGGGCUGUUGUUGAUGGAGAGGGACGGAUCUUGGGCAGGGGUAAACUAACAGGAGACCUUUCAGCCCAAGCAGUAGAGUUGGUAGCAUUAAAAGAAGCCUUGCAUAUGGCGGAGGGGAAAAGAGCUAAUAUUAAUACCGAUAGUAGAUAUGGCUUUGGGGUAGUGCACAAUUAUAUGGUUGCUUGGAGCCGGAGGGGAUACGUUACUUUGGGAGGAGGGCACGUACAACAUGAAGCGAUAGUUAAGGAACUAGUGGAGGCUGCGAAACUACCAUUAGAGGCAGCGGUAAUAAAGGUCGAGGCUCACCAGAAAGUAGCGAACCCCAUUGAACUGGGAAACCAACGGGUGGAUAAAACAGCUAAGGAGGCUGCAGCAACCAGUCCAGGGAACCAGGUGGCUGCAGCAGCAAUUGGACCCAAGGAGGUGAACAUGGCAGAUUUACAGAGACAUUGA